GUUAUUCAAAUUUACACACACUUUUGAACGACAUCAAAAGACUCGAUACUCAAAUUAUCAACACAAGAGAUACAACAAUCAUAGGCCAAAUACACUCAGAGAACCUUAGAGAGAAAGAAGUAAUAGCUUGCUCAUCCCAUAAAAGCCAACUAUAUCCAUCCCGCCCUGUGUCUGUGUGCCAUUUGCUGCUAUUUCAAGAUAUAACCAUCAAAAGACAAUAAAUAACAAUCAACACAGAUAUAUCAAUAGAAUACAAUACAAAACAGUUGAAUCAUGAGUCAAAGGGAACCAGCAAUUUCAAAUCUAUCAAGUGCAUUGAAAAAUGUAAAUAUAAAUCAAGAUUUAAGAAAUCCAAAUUUACCAAAUGCUUCAAAUAAUUUACAAUCUUCAUUAUUAAAUAAUAAUUCAAAUUUAACAAGUAAUUCAGAAUCAAGAAUUACAAAAUUUUUCAAAAAUCAACCUUUAGAAGGUUUCACAUUAUUUUCUCAUAGAUCUGCACCAAAUGGGUUUAAAGUUGCCAUUGUAUUGAGUGAAUUAAAUUUAGAUUAUAAUACAAUUUUCCUAGAUUUUAAUAAUGGAGAACAAAGAGCACCAGAAUUUGUAUCGAUAAAUCCAAAUGCAAGAGUACCUGCUUUAAUUGAUCAUAAUGUUGAUAAUUUAUCAAUUUGGGAAUCUGGUUCAAUUAUAUUAUAUCUUGUUAAUAAAAUGUUGAAAGAAUUUGGUGAAUGUUCAUUAUGGAGUGAUAACCUAAGUGAUCAAUCUCAAAUUACAAGUUGGGUUUUCUUCCAAACUUCGGGACAUGCACCAAUGAUUGGUCAAGCUUUACAUUUUAGAUAUUUCCAUUCUCAACAAGUUCCAAGUGCAGUGGAAAGAUAUACUGAUGAAGUUAGAAGAGUUUAUGGUGUUGUGGAAAUGGCCUUGGCUGAAAGAAGAGAAGCUUUAAUUAUGGAGCUAGAUACUGAAAAUGCUGCUGCAUAUUCUGCUGGUACUACACCUUUAUCACAAUCAAGAUUUUUCGAUUAUCCUGUAUGGUUAGUUGGUGAAAGAAUCACUAUAGCUGAUUUAGCAUUUGUUCCUUGGAAUAAUGUUGUUGAUAGAAUUGGAAUUGAUAUUAAAGUUGAGUUCCCAGAAGUUUAUAAAUGGACAAAACAUAUGAUGAGAAGACCUGCAGUGAUACGUGCUUUAAGAGGUGAUCAAUAACCUUUUUAAAAGAAGUCUGUAUUAUUAAUGAAUC
Hansenula anomala is the source of this 1234-nucleotide messenger RNA. It is a transcript of the gene URE2, whose product is annotated as glutathione peroxidase. The coding region runs from base 274 to 1200 and encodes 308 amino acids. NCBI's taxonomy places the organism in Eukaryota, Fungi, Ascomycota, Saccharomycetes, Phaffomycetales, Wickerhamomycetaceae. The transcript has a single exon. The record is from RefSeq and is a predicted model, not a curated record. Gene Ontology annotation, molecular function: transcription corepressor activity. Gene Ontology annotation, biological process: regulation of nitrogen utilization.